Rubroshorea leprosula is the source of this 877-nucleotide messenger RNA. The record is from the annotation of a GenBank genome assembly. NCBI's taxonomy places the organism in Eukaryota, Viridiplantae, Streptophyta, Magnoliopsida, Malvales, Dipterocarpaceae.
CAGGCAUUUCCACAAACACUUUCUCAUCUCCUAUUCAGGCAUUUCCACAAACACGUUCUGAACAUUUCCUUUUUCACUCACAUGGCUAGGACACAACAGAGAUACCGCGGCGUCCGUCAAAGGCAUUGGGGCUCUUGGGUUUCCGAAAUUCGACACCCUCUGUUGAAGACGAGAAUUUGGCUAGGAACGUUCGAAACGGCGGAUGAUGCGGCACGAGCAUACGAUGAGGCGGCAAGGCUGAUGUGCGGCCCCAGAGCAAGGACCAACUUCCCUUACAACCCCAAUGCGUCGCAAUCAUCUUCGUCGAAGCUUCUCUCCGCCACUUUGACUGCCAAACUCCACCGGUGUUACAUGGCAUCACUUCAAAUGACGAAACAAAAGUCAACACCGCAAGAGCCACAGAAGCCACCCACUCCAAUUGUCAACACCGGUAAUGGCUUUGACGCUAGAGAUACCAAAACAGAAAACCGCUUACCCAAGAAAAGACCAUUAUCGGCGCCGGAAACGGAGGCCAAUUGGGCCGCCAAGAAAACUGAAAUUGAUCAAAACACCCAGCAAUUCAAGUUUCUUGAAGAGGAUCAGCAUCACAUUGAGCAAAUGAUCGCAGAACUUCUCGAUUAUGGCUCGAUCGAGCUAUGCAAUGUUUAAUUUAAUCCCAUAAAAUCCGUCCUCCAGUCUCCAUAUGUCUUCCUAGCUACUAAUUUAACUCAUUCUUCUCUCAAGAAUCUCACCCAUGACUCACCCGUUUUCAGAAUCCAGAACCCUUUAGCCAUUAAUGUAGAGAAAUCAUGCUAUGUUAUAAAUCAUCAGUCUAUAACUCAGCUCCUGAUAUUGUGGUGAUCGUUUUUAUCCAUAACUAUAAAAUGUAUAAUUCACA